UCUAGAAAGAGGGAAAUUGUGAAAAUUUAAAUCAAUGCUUAAACUAGCUUACAUCCGAGCUUAUAUAUGGGGCAUGUGUACAGGUGCAGGUAGGCGAGCUUUGUUCGCUUUGUGGCGAGAAAAAAGGAUCGGUUAGCGAUAACUGGGAGUUGGGCUAGCCAUGUGAAGAUUUAGUAUUACAUAAAUCAAAAAUUUUGAUUGACUUUGUUGGGUAAAGCAAAGUAGUAAUGAAUUAUAGUUGGCAACAAGAUAGAGCAGCAUAUUCACAAUUAGGACGAUCUAUUAGUGAGAAACAUACUGAUCAAUUAUCAACUCAAUUAUCAGUAUUUCAAUCAGCAUUAAUUAAUUUUGCUAGUGAACAUGGUAAUGAAAUUAAACUGAAUUUAGAAUUUAGAAAUAAAUUUACUCAUUUAUGUAAUCUGAUAGGUAUUGAUCCAUUAGAAUUAUUACUUUAUACUGGAUCAAAAAAUUCUAAAAUUAGAUUAGAUAAUUUUUAUAUUGCUCUUGCAGUUCGUAUAAUUGAAGUAUGUCAACAAACUCGAGAUUUAAAUGGAGGUUUAAUAUCAAUUAAAGAAUUAUUAUCAAUAUUAAAGGAAAAUGAUUCAUUACAAAUUAAUAUAACAUCAAAUGAAAUUGAAAAAUCUUUAAGUUAUUUAAAUACUUUAGGAAAAGGUUAUGAAAUAUUAAAUAUUAAUGAUAAAAAAUGGUUAAAAUUUUCAUCAGCAACUGGUAGUGGUAUAUCUAAUGAUCAAAAAAGGGUAUAUGAACUUUGUAGUUUUAUGGGAGGUUUUGUUACUUAUAAAUUAUUGCGAGAUAAUUUUGAAUGGGAUAAAGUGCGAUGUAAAACUGUAAUUGAUGAAAUGAUUAUGAAUGGUUUAGUAUGGGUAGAUACUCAAGGUGAGAAUGGUCAGUAUCAAUAUUGGGAACCAUCAUGGAUUUCCAACUAAUGAGUUUAUGAUAGAUAUAAAUAUAAAUAUAAAUAUAUAUAUUGUAUAAUACACUAUUUACAAAUUGUGUUUUGCAGCAAUUUUACGC
Molecule: messenger RNA, 1035 nt
Organism: Scheffersomyces amazonensis
Lineage: Eukaryota; Fungi; Ascomycota; Pichiomycetes; Serinales; Debaryomycetaceae
Gene: VPS22
Product: ESCRT-II subunit protein
Exons: 1
Coding region: 228-947 (239 amino acids)
Biological process (GO): protein transport to vacuole involved in ubiquitin-dependent protein catabolic process via the multivesicular body sorting pathway
Cellular component (GO): ESCRT II complex
Source: RefSeq, a predicted model, not a curated record